Molecule: messenger RNA, 3087 nt
Organism: Saccharomycodes ludwigii
Lineage: Eukaryota; Fungi; Ascomycota; Saccharomycetes; Saccharomycodales; Saccharomycodaceae
Gene: MFG1
Product: Mfg1p
Exons: 1
Coding region: 1-3087 (1028 amino acids)
Source: RefSeq, a predicted model, not a curated record
AUGUAUACAACAACAGUUAACAAUGGUAAUAAAAGAGUAAUUAAUCCAGUGGAAAUGAAUUCAAAGAACUCUUCAAACUCGGGGUCACCUAUGUAUAAUAAUAACUUUAAUGGUAAUAAUAGUAAUGCUAACCCAUCUGCUUUUGCAAACGGUAUUCAUUUGACAACUUCGAACGAUCCAUCUCAUAUAGUAAUGAAUCAACAACAACAACCACAACCACAUCAGCCAUUACAGCCUCCACUACAACAGCCACUACCACAACAACCACUACCACAACAACCACUACCACAACAACCACUACCACACCAACCACUACCACAACAACCAUCACAACAACCAUCACGACAACAGCCACAACAGCCACGACAACAGCCACCACAACAGCCACCACAACAACCACCACGGCAACAGCCACCACAACAACCACCACGACAACAGUUACCACAACAACCAUCACAACAACCACCACAACAACCAUCACAACAACCACCACAACAACCACCACAACAACCACCACAACAACCACCACAAUCCCAACAGAAGAGAAACCACACUACCAAUGAUACUCACAACAACAAAAUCUCUGUUCCACCUUAUCCAAUGAGAAAAUAUCUGGCAAAUAUGGCUGUAUUGAGAGUUCAUGAAAUAAUUAAUAUGUUUUUAUUGGUUGGUGAAAUACCUCACAGAUAUAGUAUACAACAUUGGAAUAAAUUUGUUUCCGAAAGCUUUACACCUCACGGUAUAGUUAAGUAUUCUAUGAAAAACAACGGAUUGGAUAUUAGAAAAUUUGAACUAACUGUUCCAUUAUUUCCAAAAUUUUUGCAUGACUGGUUUAACUCAGGAAUUGUACGUUUUGAAAUAGUUCCUCAACAAUUACGAUCUCAGGUUUUAAGUAAUGGUACCGUUUUUUUUGAAUGUCCUUGCUGUACCUUCACUAGAUAUUACGUGGAUGGCAGUUAUGUUACUAGGUUUUACCAAUUAAAGGGCAUUUUUGAUCCUUGGUUGAAAAUUGAAUGGCUAGAUUUUUAUGCCCAUAGUUUUGUACCUGGUAUCGAAUGGAGUAGUAUAGAAAGAGUUUUGAGCAAUGAAAAUAUAAGCAGAGAAAUUUUUAAAGAUUUUUUCAUACCACCCGUUGCGAAUAAUAUUGACAACAAUACCAACAAUGCAAAUAAGAAAGAUUUUAAACAAGGCAAUAAUAACACUGAAACUGUUGAUAUUAACAGUAUUUCUACCAUCAACGAUAAUGCUACCACUGCAACUGCUAACUUCAAACAAAAAGAUAAUAAAGAUGAUAACAAUGACGAAGUCAGCACCAGUAGUGCAACAACGACCACGACCACGACCACUACUACUAAUGAUAAUAUACAUACCAAUUAUAAUAAACAGCCGGGAACCAAUAGAAAAUUUCCCGAAAGUACCAACUACGACCUGAACAACGCACUGCCUCCUGCGUUUAACGUUAUUUCUAAAUUACGUUCUCAGUUUUAUAUAUUUAAUAGUAUUAGUAAUUUUGGAUUUAGUGAAAGUUUUAUGAGAAUAUUGCAAGUGAGUGAUGUUAUGCAAUAUUUAAAAAGUUUAAUGCUAUACCAACGUGUAAAUCAUUUAGACAGCCCAAUUGAAGCAAUGGCUCAAUUAGUUGCAGGACUAAAACAACAACAACAGGUUAUGCAGCAAAGAAUGGCACAACAACAACGACCACCACCACCACCACCACAACAACAACAGCAGCAACAGCAGCAACAGCAGCAACAGCAGCAACAACAACAACAACAACAACAACAACAACAACAGCAACAGCAACAGCAACAGCAACAACAACAGCAACAACAACAACAACAACAACAACAACAACAACAACAACAACAACAGCAACAACAACAACAGCAACAACAACAACAACAGCACCACCACCACCACCAACAACAACAGCAACACCAACAGCACCACCACCAACACCAACACCAACAACAACAAUACCAACAGCACCAACAACAACAAAGUCAUCAUCAUCAGCAGCCUCCACAACACCACCAACAACAACAACAAUACCAACAGCACCAACAACAACAAAACCAACAAUACCUACAUCAGCAACCAUUUUUACCAACAUCUGUUGCUUCUUCUUCACCAUCAUCUUCAUUUUUUUCUUCAGCGAAUACAGAACAGAAUGCGAAAAAGCAAGCACAGCCAGCAGGAAAGGACCAAUUACAGUAUAAUACUAAUAAUAUUAAUAAUAAUACUAAAAACACUAUGCGUAUUAGUGGCAAUGCACCCCAACAGCCAUCAAAUCCUUCUGGGCUUGCAAAAAAUCAAUACAUACCUUCUACCGGACCACCUCCGCCUCUAAACCAGCAUUACCCCAUACUACAACAAUCUGGAUCACCUCCACCUCCACCUCCAUCCCAAAAUCAGCAUUAUCAUGUAUUGCAACAAUCUGGACUACCUCCGCCACCUUCACAAUAUGUUGAUUCUUCUCACAUAAUUAAUAACAAUACUAUUGCUACUAAUGGUAAUAAAAGGACUACCAACAACAAUUCUAAUAAUUCUACAAACAUAAAUAUGCAAAUGAAUAUGGGUCAACCGCAAUUUUCUACGCCAAACAUGGGAAUGAUGAAUAGCAGCGGUAAUAAUAAUAGCAACGAUAAUAUCAAUAGCUUUGUUAAGAAUAAGAGUAAUAGUAAUAAAAGUCAGAACGAUAAAAUCGUCAAUGAUAGCAAUAAGAUAAAUAAUACUAAUAUUAACGCUAACAUCACUCCUAGUGUUAAUAAUAAAUUGAAGAAACAACAUGACCUUUUACUUCAACAACAAGGACAACAACAACAUGACCUUUUACUUCAGCAACAAGGACAACAACAACAGCACCUUUUACUUCAGCAACAAGGACAACAACAAAAACAGUCUAAAAGAAGAAGACAAAGUGAUUUAAGUCCUAGAAGUCAAAAUGUUAAUGUUCCUACUGCUAACUCCAAUCAUAUUAGUAAUAUAAAUCUUAAUGUUACUAAUAAUGAGCUUAAUAACAAUUUUGACAUGGAUAACUAUGAUAAUAACAAUGAGGACUUUGGUGGAGUUAAGAAACCAAAACGCUGA